This is a messenger RNA of Erigeron canadensis, 1590 nucleotides long. RefSeq names its product ATP-dependent DNA helicase RRM3-like. The transcript is spliced from 2 exons. Gene Ontology annotation, molecular function: ATP hydrolysis activity; DNA helicase activity. Gene Ontology annotation, biological process: DNA repair; telomere maintenance. The record is from RefSeq and is a predicted model, not a curated record. Bases 1 to 1590 code for a protein of 529 amino acids. NCBI's taxonomy places the organism in Eukaryota, Viridiplantae, Streptophyta, Magnoliopsida, Asterales, Asteraceae.
AUGAAUUUAGGUUUAAGACUACAACCAGAGGAUGCCAAAAACAUUGCUUUAUCGUAUAUUGAAGACUUAUUAAUGGUCCGUGGUGGUUCAAUUCUCAAAAGGAUACCAAACAUGCCUCAUCCAAAUUACGAACAAGCAAGUGAAUCCACCAAUAUUCUUAUUCAGGAUGAGCUCAAUUAUGACAGAAUAACUUUGAAAGAAGAACAUGACCACCAAUUUAAGUCAUUAACAGAUGAACAAAGAAAAGUUUAUGAAACCAUAAUGAGCGCGGUGGAUAAUGAAGCUGGCGGGGUUUUCUUUGUUUACGGAUAUGCAGGAACCGGUAAGACGUUUAUAUUGAAUACAUUAGCUGCUUCAUUGCGAUCAAAAGGUGAGAUAGCUAUAAACGUUGCAUCAAGCGCUAUUGCAUCAUUGUUACUUGAUGGUGGAAGGACUGCACAUUCACGGUUUGGCAUUCCUAAGAAGUUAACCGAGGAAUCGAUUUGUGACAUUAGUCCUGAUAGUGACAUGGCUGCAUUAUUAAGGAAAACGAAAUUGAUCAUUUGGGAUGAGGCACCAAUGUUGAACCGACAUUGUUUUGAAUAUGUAGAUAGAACCAUGAGAAAGAUUAUCUCUUCAAGAAAACCAUUUGGAGGGAAAGUUAUUGUUUUUGCUGGUGAUUUUCGUCAACUUCUCCCCGUCAUCCCUAGAGCAAGUAGGAAUCAGGUUGUUAGUGCUUCUUUAAAUUCCUCUUACAUAUGGAAUAGCUGUCAAGUCUUAAGGCUUACUGUUAACAUGAGAUUAAAAGUUGGCUCAAACAUAGCCGAUAAAAAGGAGAUUGAAGCAUUUGGAAAAUGGAUUUUGGAUAUUGGGGAAGGCAAAUUGGGUGGACCUAAUGAUGGAGAGGCAAUGAUUGAAUUUCCACAAGACAUUCUACUCGACGAUGAAGGUGAUCCUAUUGCUUCUAUAUCCUCGUCUAAGUAUCCUUCUCUUUCUGAACACCUAGAUGAUCCAGAGUACUUUCAAGAUAGAGCAAUUUUGAAGGAAAAGGUAUACUACAGUGUUGAUAGCAUAUGUCCGACUGAUGAUUGUGAUGUUUUUGAUGAGUUACCCUACACUUCAGAUAUUCCAAAUGCAGUAUCUGGUGUUCCAAGACACAUUUUAACUCUUAAGGUUGGAGUCCCAGUCAUGUUACUCCGAAACAUCGACCAAGCAAAUGGGUUGUGCAAUGGUACAAGAAUGCAGAUUAGGAAGCUGGAUGAGCAUGAUAUUGAAGCUAAAGUAAUAACAGGGAGCCAUAGCGGUAAUAUUGUCCACAUCCCUAGAAUGAAAUUGAUACCUUCGGAUAGUGGAAUCCAGACCAGACUCCAGAGAACACAGUUUCCUGUUGUCGUGUGCUUCGCAAUGACUAUACACAAGAGCCAGGGUCAGUCACUAUCCCAAGUGGGUUUAUAUUUAAAGAAACCGGUUUUUAGUCAUGGACAACUAUAUGUAGCUGUUUCACGUGUGAAAAGCAAAAAAGGAUUGAAGGUGUUGAUCCGUGAUGAAAAUAACAAGCCAGCCAACAAGACUAGAAAUGUUGUCUACAAAGAGGUCUUCCAAAACUUAUGA